This is a messenger RNA of Neopelma chrysocephalum (saffron-crested tyrant-manakin), 2814 nucleotides long. RefSeq names its product SH2 domain containing 3C (gene SH2D3C). The transcript is spliced from 11 exons. The record is from RefSeq and is a predicted model, not a curated record. Gene Ontology annotation, molecular function: phosphotyrosine residue binding; guanyl-nucleotide exchange factor activity. Gene Ontology annotation, biological process: small GTPase-mediated signal transduction; positive regulation of peptidyl-serine phosphorylation. NCBI's taxonomy places the organism in Eukaryota, Metazoa, Chordata, Aves, Passeriformes, Pipridae. Bases 40 to 2289 code for a protein of 749 amino acids.
GAGCCUCUGGGGAAUGUCUCCUGCCCUGGGACAGAGACAAUGAACCCCAGCCAGACCCCUCUGUCCAAGCCUCGGACAGAGGCACCGAAUCCCGACCCAAGCCCUGACACGACAACAGGAGUGGAGACUGCUGACAGGAAUCUGCUGGAGAACGGGCAAAAAUGUCCCGAUGAGAGCUCCCCAGACAGCCACCACGAUGGCCUGGAGUCGGGCAGCGAAUAUGUGAAGUUCUCCAAGGAGAAAUACAUCCUCGACUCAUCACCAGAGAAGCUUCACAAGGAGCUGGAAGAGGAGCUUAAGCUGAGCAGCACCGACCUGCGCAGCCAUGCCUGGUACCACGGCCGCAUCCCCCGGGAGGUGUCCGAGAGCCUCGUGCAGAGGAACGGUGACUUCCUCAUCCGCGACUCCCUCACCAGCCUGGGCGACUACGUGCUGACGUGCCGCUGGCGCAACGAGCCCCUCCACUUCAAGAUCAACAAGGUGACGGUCAAGUCCAGCGACGGCCAUACCCGUGUCCAGUACCUCUUUGAGCAGGAGAGCUUUGACAACGUGCCUGCCCUCGUCCGCUUCUACGUGGGCAACCGCAAGGCCAUCUCCGAGCAGAGCGGAGCCAUCGUCUACUGCCCCAUCAACCGCACCUUCCCCCUGCGCUACCUGGAAGCCAGCUAUGGGCUGGCCAACGGGAAGCAUGGGGGGCCCCACAGCCCCUCCACCCAGAAAGGGGGGCACAUCAAGAGGAGGAGCAUCACCAUGACAGACGGCCUGACCGCAGACAAGAUCACCAGGGCUGAGGGGUGCCCGACCAGUGUGUCCCUGCCCCACCACAGAGACAUCAUUCGCAACUGUGCUGUCAGCGUGGACCAGAUCCAAGACCUGCACUCCCCGAUGUCCCCCAUCUCUGAGAACCCAGCGUCACCCGCCUACAGCACAGUUACACGGCUAAAGCCUCAUGCCUGCCAAGCAGCCGGGAUCACCCCAACCUCUCCGGUCAUAAGAAGGUCCAGCGAGCCCCAACUGUGCCAUGGGAACAACAGCAAACCUCUGCCAGACCCUGCCCACAGCUCCCAUUCGACUCCCUGCCAUGGGUAUGCCCGCGCCUCCCCCUCUCCCUCCGUGAACAGCUACAGCGACCCGGACUCAGGGCACUACUGCCAACUGCACCCCACCUCACCCAUCAGCAGAGACCGGCCAGCUCAUGACACCAAGCAGAUGCCAACAAAGAGCUACGUGGAUAGGCUAAAGGUGGAGGAAGGACAGAGAGGGACUGUGGAGAACAGUUCUGGGGAAGCAGAGGCAGGGCAGAGGCUGAAAGCAGAGCCGGACUUCAUGGGCUUUGUGCCCCCCACCAUGGAAACGACUUCCUCCUUCAACCCUGCUGCCUUCCAGUCCCUGCUCAUCCCCCUGGAGAACAAACCCCUGGAGAUGACCGUGCUCAAGAAGGUCAAAGAGCUGCUGGCAGAGGUGGAUGUGAAGACACUUGCCAAACACAUCACCAAAGUGGACUGCCUGGUCGCCCGGAUAUUGGGUGUGACGGUGGAGAUGCAGCGGCUCAUGGGAGUGAGCUCUGGCAUGGAGCUGCUCACCCUGCCCCACGGCCACCAGCUCCGCCUCGACCUGCUGGAACGGUUUCACACCAUGUCCAUCAUGAUCGCCGUGGACAUCCUGGGCUGCACGGGCAGCACCGAGGAGCGGGCGGCCCUGCUCCACAAAACCAUCCAGCUGGCUGCUGAGCUGAAGAGCACCAUGGGCAACAUGUUCAGUUUUGCUGCUGUGAUGAACGCCCUGGAAAUGACACAGAUUGCCCGGCUGGAGCAGACCUGGAUGGUGCUGCGGCAGCGGCACACGGAGGGUGCAAUCCUCUAUGAGAAGAAGCUUAAGCCAUUCCUGAAGAGCCUGAAUGAAGGGAAAGGGCCGCCGCUGACCAACACCACCUUUCCCCACAUCAUACCCCUCGUGACUCUCCUGGAGCGGGACAAGGCUCUCACGGACAGCCUCGAGCCCUGGGAGGCCACAGACAACGGCGUGGAGGUGGUCAUGGCCCACCUGGAGGCAGCACGGAUGGUGGCCCACCACGGUGGGCUCUAUCACACCAAUGCUGAGGUGAAGCUGCAGGGUUUCCAGGGCAGAGCGGAGCUGCUGGAGAUCUUCAGCACCGAGUUCCAGCUGCGGCUGCUCUGGGGCAGCCGUGGGGCUGAGAGCAGCCAGGCCGAGCGCUACGAGAAGUUCGACAAGGUCCUCACUGCCCUGUCCCACAAGCUGGAGCCAGCGGUGCGCUUCAGCGAGCUGUGACCCCCCCAGGCCCUGGGAGACCCCCCCAGCUCCCAGCCUGCACCCCUCUGGUGGCUGUGGGGCACGGGAUGGGAGCUGGGACCCAGCACUUGGAGGAGGAGAGAUGGCCCAGAAAGGUGCUGGGGCACAGGGCAGCAAUUUUGAGACAAAGAGGAGGAAAAGCAGCCACCUCGAAUCUAUCACUCAUCUCCUCAGGAUACAACAGGGCAGGAGGUCCACAUUGCUACCCUGAAGUCUGGGCAUGCCAGCACGGGUCUCCACCACCCAGCCCUGCUGAGGUCCAUGACUACACAAUGCCCCUCCUCUCACCCUUCAGUUCCAUUUCUUUUCCCCCUCUGUCUCACCCAUGGCUGCUGGAUCACGCGUGUAAAUACGUUUUCACGAUCACUUCUCGAUGUACAGACUUGUGAAGGAUGAAGAAUGUUGUAAAUAAUUAGGCUCAUUCAUUUUGUCCUGUAAAUAUGUGUACAUAUCUCAUGGGUUUGUUUCUUACAUAUAAUAAACUUUUAUGCCGUUCCUCAAGGG